Messenger RNA from Gasterosteus aculeatus aculeatus (three-spined stickleback), 2606 nucleotides. It is a transcript of the gene tfec, whose product is annotated as transcription factor EC. The record is from RefSeq and is a predicted model, not a curated record. Gene Ontology annotation, biological process: regulation of transcription by RNA polymerase II. Gene Ontology annotation, molecular function: RNA polymerase II cis-regulatory region sequence-specific DNA binding; protein dimerization activity; DNA-binding transcription factor activity, RNA polymerase II-specific. NCBI's taxonomy places the organism in Eukaryota, Metazoa, Chordata, Actinopteri, Perciformes, Gasterosteidae. Gene Ontology annotation, cellular component: nucleus.
ACAACGAAAUAUCAAAGUUAAAGAUGCAUACAAAAUGUAAACUGCAUGUUUGCUCUGUAAUUGGCCCUCAAAUACAAUAAUAAAUACCUCAAAAUAGCUUCAUUAGAGUUAUUGUUUGGGGAAAUUGCUAAUACGUCACUGAAUAAAAAGGCUUGGUUAAAAAUGGCUUUAGAGUUAUUUAAAAAGGGAACAAGGGUCAAUUGUGCUGCCACAACCCCUGGAGCAGGCCAUAGAGGACGAUGUAAGCUGAUCACUGAUUGGUCAGUCUGACAGCAAAGGGCGGUCCAGAUGAUUUAGGGACGGACGCUACAGGCAGAUAUCCUGCAGUCAUCAAACCCCAGGUGAUCUGACAGUUCAGUGUUUGAAGUGAUUAUCCUGCUAUGCAAUAUAAAGGCUUACCCCCAGCUUUGUGGCUAAUUAGUUCACUUAGGGCGCUUUAUAAGACUUUAGUAGGGGACAGGGCAGAACAGACACUUGCCGAGGAGUCCGUAGCUCAACAGGAUUGCAGCAGCAGCAGAUUUUGGAUCCUUAAAGUUGACUCGCUGCUUCACAAAAACAAACCAAUCCGAAGACUACUGCUUUUCUGAGAAUGCCACACUUAACUGGCUGCAGUUACUACACAAUGCGGGAUGCGACAAGAGCUUCAAAUGUACAGAACCACCUGGAGAACUCCAAGUUCCACCUCCACCAGACCCAGAAUCAGCAGGUCAAGCAGUACCUGACCCUUGGCUCCAAACUGGCCUCGUCGGCCGGGCAGGGACACGCCGUUCUGCACCCGCACGCCUCCGGCCAGCCGCUGGGCACCGUGCCGAUCAUGAGGAACGGACACAUGCCUCCCGUCAGCGACGGCAGUAACCCCAACAGCCCCGUCACCCUGCUCAGCAUGGCCAGUCACGACAGCGAGUUCCCAAUGGAUGAGGUCAUUGAUGACCUGAUUAGUCUUGAAUCCGGUUUCAAUGACGGAGGCUUGGAUUGCAUGGAGCCUAACCUCAUGAUGCAAAACAAUGUUUCCCUCAGUGGCAGCAUGCUGGAUGUCUAUGGGGGUGAGCCAGUGCACGACACAAGAGUGAUGGCCAAAGAGAGGCAGAAAAAAGACAACCACAAUCUCAUUGAAAGAAGGCGAAGAUACAACAUCAACUACAGGAUUAAAGAACUGGGGACGCUCAUACCCAAGUCGAACGACCCGGACAUGCGCUGGAACAAAGGCACCAUCCUGAAGGCCUCGGUGGAGUACAUAAGGUGGCUGCAGAAGGAGCAGCAGCAUGCGCGGGAGCUGGAGAGCCGUCAGAAAAAGCUGGAGCAAGCAAACAGGAGACUUCUGCUGAGGAUCCAGGAGCUCGAGAUCCAGGCACGAGCACACGGCCUCCCGAACAUGGCGUCAGCCUUGGGGGCCGCAGAACCGACCUCGCAGCUCCUCAAACAACCGCAGCAGCUCCAGUCGUCUCCCCAGGCCCAGCAAACCCAGCAAGCCCAGCAAGCCCAGCAAACCCAGCAAGCCCAGCAGCCGCCGCUCUACCAGGAGGACCCCAACGGCGACUACCUCCAGAGGAUCGCCGGCGUGCCGCCGUCCCUCCCCGGGCCCCACGAUCACAUGCCCGGCGCCGACGGCUGCACCACCUUCUCCGACCCGCUGUCCCACUUCACAGACUUCUUCAGCGCCACCCUCAAGGAGGAGCACCGGCUGGACGAGAUCCUGAUGGACGACCCGCUCUCGCCGUUUGGCGCCGACCCGCUGCUCUCGGCCGGCUCGCCCGAGGCCGCGUCCAAGGACAGCAGCCGCCGGAGCAGCUUCAGCUCGGACGAGGGCGACGACCUAUAAGGGCCCCCUUGUUGCCUUCUCGUGACAUCACCGUUGGGCGCGAGUCUCUGCAAGACUGACUGGCGGCUCCGGACGCACAAUGACGAACGCUCGCAGCGUCGCGUGUCAUUUAAGCGACGAGCUAACUGACCCGGCAGCGCCUCUCAAAGUGCCAACUGUAAAUAAAGUGCGUGGUUCCUGCUGAUCGGGUGUGAUGUUCGAGCUGGAUUGGUCCCAAAGCUUCAAAGCUCAGCGGGACUAGAAGCGGCUCAAGGACCUCCUGCUCCUCCACCUGCUACUUUUUUACUUUUUUUUCUUUUUUUUUUUUACCUCACAACAGACAAUGAACUUGUUUCUCUGCCUCCCGGACAGAACUGAAACAGACACACAAGAAAAAGGGAGACAUUUAUAAGCCUUUUUAGUACGUGAUAUAAAUGACUGUCCGUUGUUUUUGGUUAACACUGUGGUAGCUGUACACUGUAAUACGUGCAAAAUAAUCACAGAAAUGCAGCCAGAAUUCUCCAUGAAUGAAAUGAAAAUACUACUUUCAAAGGACUGUAAACAGUGAUGUGCCUUACUCCAAUUUCAAGUUUCAACAUGGGAUCAACACGGACGUCCUCGCUGCAAUGCCUAACAUGUCUUGUCUGCGUCCUUCAAGUGUUUUGUCAUAUAAUUGCUUUUGUAUUUAUAUACGUUUUAAUCCAUUAUUUUGUGAAAAAUAUAUAUAUAUAUUAUCCAACAUGUUACUUUUUUAUUCUUCGUAUAGGGGUGGGAAACAAUAUAAUAAACCCCUUUUUGGUAAAUGGUA